AUGGCUGCGCUCGGCUGGGCGGUUCCGCUGCGCGCGGCCGUGGGGCUGCGCUGGCGGCCGGUGCGCGCGGCCGUGGGGCUCCGGGGCUAUCGCCCCGCCAGGGGCUACAGCGGGGGCCCCGCUCAGAGCCCGCCUACGUUUGGGUUCCUGUUGGACAUUGAUGGAGUGCUGGUGCGAGGCCACCGUGUGAUCCCUGCCGCUCUAGAAGCCUUCCACACGCUCUGCAACCCCCAGGGACAGUUGCGAGUGCCUGUGGUUUUUGUCACAAACGCUGGGAACAUCCUGCAACAUGGCAAAGCCCAGGAGCUGUCAGCCCUGCUGGGAUGCAAGGUGGAUCCAGACCAAGUCAUUCUCUCCCACAGCCCCAUGAAGCUCUUCACCCAGUACCACGACAAGCGGAUGCUGGUGUCUGGGCAGGGACCGCUGGUGGAAAAUGCCCGAGCACUGGGCUUCCGGAACGUGGUCACUGUAGAUGAGCUGCGGAUGGCCUUCCCCGUACUUGACAUGGUGGACCUUGAGCGGCGGCCAAAGACCACGCCCCUGCUGAGGAAUGACUUCCCAGCCAUUGAAGGGGUGCUUCUCCUUGGGGAGCCAGUGCGCUGGGAGACGAGCCUGCAGCUGAUCAUGGAUGUCCUCCUCAGCAACGGGAACCCUGGGACUGGCCUGGCCACGGCCCCCUACCCCCACCUCCCCGUCCUGGCCAGCAACAUGGACCUCCUCUGGAUGGCUGAAGCCAAGAUGCCUAGGUUUGGCCAUGGCACCUUCCUGCUGUGCCUGGAAGCCAUUUACCAGAAGGUGACUGGCAGAGAGCUGAGAUACGAGGGCCUGAUGGGCAAACCCAGCAUCCUCACCUACCAGUACGCGGAGGAGCUGAUCAGGCAGCAGGCGGAGCGGCGGGGCUGGGCUGCCCCCAUCCGGAAGCUCUAUGCUGUAGGUGACAACCCUAUGUCUGAUGUCUACGGUGCCAACCUGUUUCACCAGUACCUGCAGAGAGUGAAGCGUGGUGGGGCAGAGGCGCGAGGGGCCGGCAGCCUACAGAAGCAGCAGCCCUCAACCACCCAGAGCUGCACCUCCAUCCUAGUGUGCACCGGCGUGUACAGUCCGGGGGACGCAGCAUCCACAGGGCCGGGCCCGGGAGGUGGCGAGCCCCCUUUCCACGGGCACCGGGACUUCGGCUUCAGUCCUGGCCUGAUGGAGGCCUCCCACACUGUGAAGGAUGUGAACGAGGCUGUGCAACUCGUCCUGCGCAAGGAGGGCUGGGCUGUGUAGUGAGGGUGGCGUGUUGGGCGUGGGGGCUGCAGGUGGUCCUGACUCCUGGGCGUCUGAUCCGGCCUGCUUCCUGCCCUCUGUCCCACAAGCGAGGUCUCAGUGGGCACUUGAAGAAGACGACGGCUUUCUCCUGCUGGGCGGCAGCCACAGAAGUGAGCCCGGGGCCUCUCGUGUGGCCCCUCGGCCCCUCUGGGCCCGUGUCCCCGCAGGCUGACCUCAGGCCAGUCCAUGGAUGUCGGUGCCUCAGUUGCCUCUUCCUUUCAGUAGGGGCUUUUGAAGAAAGGGAGGCAGCGUGGGGUGGCAUGGACGGCUCUGCAGCGCCUCUGCCCUCCUCGACAGCCGCUGCGUGGCAGCACAGUGUGCUGCUCGCCCUCGCGCCGCUCUCCACUCUGUCGGUUCAGUGCCCACGGACUCUGAGCUGACUUUUGAAUUAAAACAAUCACAGUGAGUA
Molecule: messenger RNA, 1720 nt
Organism: Lepus europaeus (European hare)
Lineage: Eukaryota; Metazoa; Chordata; Mammalia; Lagomorpha; Leporidae
Gene: HDHD5
Product: haloacid dehalogenase like hydrolase domain containing 5
Exons: 8
Coding region: 1-1269 (422 amino acids)
Biological process (GO): glycerophospholipid biosynthetic process
Cellular component (GO): mitochondrion
Source: RefSeq, a predicted model, not a curated record